CUCCACCGAAACUCGCCAUCUCCGCCCAACAACACUCGACCAUCAUUUCUGCUGUAAAUAUGGCCGCAGGCAAUCGUAAGGAACGGCGCGCAGCUGCCAAAACCGAUGCCAAAACCAGCGGCCACAGUACCGGCGCCGCCCUUCAGCCCACCACUGAGAUGGAUGAAGCUGGCAUCGAAUACCUCCUCCAACAUCCCGAUCGCUCUGGCCCAAAGGGGAAAACACUUUUUGACCUUGCCGAAGAGCGACAGAGGGAACUCAACAAGGGCAAACCCGCGAGAUGGAAUCUGGAUAAUGACAACACCCCAGCGGGUGAGCGACCGUUCAACGAUGGAGACCCCAUAGGUCCGCUCGGGAAUGCUGUGCUCUAUUCAAUAUCCCUAGCGACACUACACUUGACGUUCGAUGUGGUUGUGUACUCGCAGUACCGGGAGGAAGUCAUAUGGCCCGAAAUCUUCCAGCGUGCCGGGAAAGCGCUCCCCGUCUUUUUUGCUCUGGUCUAUCUUCUCCAUGUCGACACUUCGAAGCGAUUCCCUAUUCUAAGAAACGUCUUCUUCUUGACUACCUCCGUUAUUGCUGGUUGCUAUAUGGUCUAUUCCGGCAACGUCAAUGGCUACUUUCAUGUCAUGAAGACGGCACCGCCCAUCGGUGCGCUCUGGGUAUGGAGCGUAGUUGAAAUGAACUUUGCAUUCGCGUUUGCCAGUGUCCUCGCCGUCUUUGGUUACCUGUGGUGGAACGGGUUUGAAGCAUUCUAGCGAGCUCAUGCUCCUACAACCCCCAUUCCAGAAUGUCGCUGGAACGAAAAAUCCCCCAAUUCCUCCAAGCUGU
Molecule: messenger RNA, 828 nt
Organism: Lindgomyces ingoldianus
Lineage: Eukaryota; Fungi; Ascomycota; Dothideomycetes; Pleosporales; Lindgomycetaceae
Exons: 1
Coding region: 60-755 (231 amino acids)
Source: RefSeq, a predicted model, not a curated record